This is a messenger RNA of Cyphellophora attinorum, 1698 nucleotides long. RefSeq lists its product as uncharacterized. Bases 1 to 1698 code for a protein of 565 amino acids. Gene Ontology annotation, molecular function: protein binding. The transcript is spliced from 4 exons. Lineage: Eukaryota; Fungi; Ascomycota; Eurotiomycetes; Chaetothyriales; Cyphellophoraceae. The record is from RefSeq and is a predicted model, not a curated record.
AUGGCGGACCCCAAAGCUGCACUACAGGUGCAUACACACAUCAGCUCGGAGAAAGGACUGUCCUCAGUUACCACACUGAUCGUCGGCUCAAAGGCAGCCGUCAUCAUCGACCCACCAUUCCUGGUCCCCGACGCACUAUCCGUUGUGAGCUUCAUCAAGGAGAAGACAUCCAAUCCUGUCGUGGCAGUGUUCGUCACACACCACCAUCCAGACCACUACUUCUCGGCCAACCCCAUCCUAGAAGCAUUCCCGCAAGCCAAGUUCUACGCCCACUCAUACGUCCGAGCCGGCAUCGAUCGAGAAUACGACGAGAAAGUAGUUUACUGGCCCAGCGUCUUCGGUGAGGAUGUGCCCAAGAACCCUCAAAAACCGGAAAUCUUCCCUUACUCGUUCUUCAUCCUCCCCGGGGACGAGGGCAGUCCAGUGACGUUGCUCGGGCCAGUACAAGGCGACAGUAUUGACCACACCAUCUUCUGGCUGCCUCGAGAGAGGGUUGUCAUCACGGGCGACGCGGUCUAUGCUAGGUCGACGCAUGCUUGGGUUGAGGAGAUUGAAACACCGGACAUUCUGCACGCCUGGAACCUGACCUUGCUUCUGAUUGAGAGCUUAAGGCCGGAGAGGAUCAUUGCUGGACAUAUUGAGCAGGGGUGGGAGUUUGAUGCUAAGAAGGAUAUGGAGCACAUGCAUAAGUACCUCGAUCUAUUCGCGUCCAAGAUCACCAAUGCACCGAAGAAGCCUGGCGUGGACGAACUGUUUCAGAUAUUCAAGACGUCCUUUCCACAGUGCGAGAAAAAUCUUGACUUUUUCCUAGGCCACCUGAGCAACCAGUUCGGAGAGGGCGGGAAAGUGUGGGAAGAGAACAGACAUCACGAUGUUGGCAGCAGGAAACGAGAUACAUUGGAAGGUUUCCUGUUCUACGUCAACCUCAAAACCAAAGCCUCGCAAUGGGACAAGCCCACCGCCCCGGCUACGGGCCCAGAAGACGCGCCACCCCCCGAUGCUCCUCCAGGGUACAGCUCGGGCGGUAAUGCGCCGCAUGUCUUUGAUUCAAAGACUGAGCAUCUGAACUCGAAUAAUCCGUACAAUAACAGCACAUCUCCGACAGGCGAGACAGACGAACAAAUGGCGCGUCGCCUACAGCAGCAGGAACAAGCCGGCGCCGGCGGCAACCGCGGCGCAUCAGACGGGUACUACGGACAAGGUGGCGGGCCGCAGCAGGGAUAUCAGCAGGGCGGAGGUCACCAGUCGUACGACAACAACCAGCUCCCGCCGCGUCCAGAUGAUCGCAGCGGCGGCGGUGGGAAGAGGGGCCUCUUCAGCAAGAUCCUAGGCAAGUCGAGCUCGUUUUCUGGUGGAGGCUACGGACAGGGCGGGUAUGGACAGCAACAGGGCUACCCGCAACAGGGUGGCUACGGUGGUGGGCCGGGCUAUGGUGGCGGGUAUCCCCAGCAGGGGUAUGGAGGGUAUCCUCAGCAGGGUGGGUAUGGGCCGCCACAGGGCAUGUAUGGUGGAGGCUAUGGUGGGUAUUCUCAGCAGGGAGGGUAUGGGAGGCCGAUGGGUGGUGGGAUGAUGGGAGGUGGCAGGAGGCCUGGUGGUGGAAUGGGUGCUGGUGGUGCGGCGGCGUUGGGUGUGGGUGGUGGGUUGUUGGGUGGGAUGCUGCUCGCUGAUGCUAUGAAUGACGGAGAGCAGGAUGCGUAA